AUGCGGUGACGCGCACAGCGCUGCGGGACGGAGGAUGAGCGCAGCACCGGCGCGAGGAUGAGGAGGAGGAUGAGGAUGGAUUAUAACUGAUGAAGAGAGAAGCGAAAUAAUGGGCUGUCCAUCACAGCAUGUGUGUUCGUGACAGCGGGACUGGUUUAUUCACCUCCCAUGUUUAUUAACGUGUGCUGAUGAAAUUCACCUGAUGCUGAGACGGAUCGUUUAAUGUUACUCAUAAGUGCACAAGAAACUGAGCUUCCACCAACUGAGCCCCAAGGAAAAACUCAUGGAAUUUUAAUAUUCAUUGCAAAAGAAUACAGAUAUAUACACCAAAUGCCAGGAGUAUUCUGAGUGGAUGGAUUUAACCUAUUUAUUUUAAUCUACACGCACUGCUGUGAGGUUACGAUGCGGAAAUGCCCUUUUGACGGUGAUUGCAGAAUGUUAUGUGUGAGCGGAGCGUUAACGGUAUGCCAAUGACAAGUUGACGGAACAUUGUUUUCAGUUAAGUUCAUUUUGUUUUAUUUUUUAUUAUCGACGAAAUAACGAUUAUGUUUUUGUUUAUAAGAAACGCCGUUUUUAUUCCUGACGCGACACCGCGACGCGUCGUUUAGUGUUUGCGCGUGCAGUUCCUCUGUCAGGGUGUCUAGUGUGCGUCCUUCUGGGGGUCAGUGUGUGUAGUGUGCGUCCUUCUGAGGGUUGAUGUUCUGCUGGCCGCUCGUGCUGCUGGUGAUGGGCUGUAUUCAGAGCAUCAGAUGCAAACCCAAGAGUUUCCGGGACAGCAUCAUGGUUCUGGAGGUGAACUCCUCUAUCGACUCGAACCCCACCAGCAUCGACGAGUCCUCUAGCGUGGUGCUGCGCUACCGCACGCCGCAUUUCCGCGCGUCCGCCCGGGUCCUGGUGCCGCCGGUGGCCGGAAAAGAGAGCUGGACGGUCGGCUGGAUCCAGGCGUGCAACCACAUGGAGUUCUACAACAAAUACGGAUCCAAAGGGAUGUCCAGCUGGGAGCUGCCUGAUCUCCAAGAUGGAAAAAUCCAAGCCAUCAGCGACUCAGAUGGCGUCAACUACCCCUGGUACGGCAACACCACUGAGACCUGCACCAUCGUGGGUCCCACUAAGAAGGACACCAAGUUCACCAUCAGCAUGAACGACAACUUCUACCCCAGCGUGACGUGGGGCGUCCCGGUGAGUGACAGCAAUGUGCCCAUGCUAAGCAGCAUCUGGAGGGACCAGAGUUUCACCACAUGGCUGGUGGCAAUGAACCAGGCGUCAGGCGAGAUCCUGGUGCUGCAGACAGUUCGCUGGCGCAUGCGUCUACACAUCGAGGUGGAUCCCGACAAGCCACUGGGACAGAGAGCCAAGUUGUGUGAACCCAUCGCUCAGGAGCAGCCACAGAUGCUGGGGAAGAAUGAAGCCAUCCCGCCCAACGCCAUGGUCAAACCCAACGCCAACGACGCUCAGGUGCUGAUGUGGCGGCCGUGGACAGGCGAGCCAUUGGUGGUCAUCCCUCCCAAACACUGAGACCAAAUCGGAUUGGGAAUCACUGUGCUAAACACCACUGCAAAAAGACAAAGUGGGAAUACUGCAUCUCUGACAGAUGGAAAGAGCGUCCGAUUCAUGCUGCCUUAAGUUUACAUUGCUUUCACUGCAAACUCUUCGCCUUAAACCAAAUGCAAUGCAGUAAACCUCGCACAUCCUACCUGUCCAUAGAUUUUUACUGGAUGUGUCCUAGUUAGUCAUCAUCUAAUGGGACUUCGAUGAGCGCCUUGCGCCCAACCAAACGAGGACACAGUCCUUAAGCAUUCAGUGUUUUCAGCACAAGCUAUAAUGUUUUAGUUUAAUGUCAACCAGCCACUUCCAGUGUGUUUUACAAGAGCCGAGAGUCCAAAAAUCUAUAUUUUCUACUGUGUCAGUCAGUGUCAAGACGUCAUGGCCAAUCGAUAGAGUUCUUACCAGCUAAGAUCGAUCAGUCUAUUCUGCUGGAGUCUGAAUGAGAUGUGCGUGGGGCGACAGGAGCGCUGAUCCUCAAAUCAAACACCUUCAGAAUGAAGGCACUGAAAAACCCUAGAAUGAGUGAAGCUCUUGUCCAGGCAACAAUUCUGCACAAGAACUAGACAUUGCUUUCAUGGCAGAACUGCAGUUAUGACCAUGAUGUAUGUCAAAGGUUUGAAAUAAUUCCGAUAUGAUUUUGUAAGGCUGCAUUUAUUUGAUCUAAAAUGCAGUGAAAACAUUGAAGGCAUUUAUAACAUUACCAAGGAUUCCUGUUUGAAAUAAAUGCUGAACUCUCUAUUCAUCAAAACGAAAAACAAAUCGUGUCACUGUUUCCACAGCACGUUUUCAUCAUUGAUAAUAAUUAGAUUUUUUUUCUUUAGCAGCAAAUCAGCAUAUUAGAAUGAUUUCUGAAGGACCAUGUAACAUUAAAGACUGGAGUAAUGAUGCUGAAAAUACAGUUUUGAUUAGAGCAAUAAAUAACAUUUUACAAUAGAAUUCAUAUAGAAAAAAAGUUUGUUUAAAUUGUAAUGUUUCACUCUUUUACAGUCUUUUUGAUCAAAUAACUGCAGCCUUGGUGAGUGAGAAGAAGAGACUUCUUUAAAAAACAUUGAUAAAUUGUGAACUUUUGACCCGUAGCAUGUAAAUACAUUUUUAUAAUAUUUUUUUUGCAUUGCAGUGUUGAGAAUUUGAGGUCAGAUUUGCUUAAAAUUCAUGCAAAUGACAAUUGAGCACAAUUUUUAUCCAUUUUGCAAAAGAUUAAACGCACUUCAGCGCUUCCUGAUGCCAUUUGUUAUUGAUCCUGUUGAAGGCCUUAUUAUACUGAGAUGUGAUUGUGUUGAUGGACAGAUGAGCAUUGAUUAUGUGAUUUAGUCCAGCUGCAGUCAAACUUUGACCAGCAUUUAUAUGCACAAAUGGAUCAAACGCCACAACAGACACUGAGCUUUAACAUCAAUCUUCCUCAGUGCACUGGUCAGUGGUGGACGUCUCAUACAAUCAAUUAAAAGACCGUCGUGUGUGUCAUUUCAUCAGAUGCUUUUGGAUGCUUUAGUUAGUCUCACAUGACACAAGUCUGCAUGUGUGUGUGUGUGUGUGUUUGGAUGCAUAUACACAAUGACUGAAGAAUUCGAUUUCUGAGACUUGUACUUCCAACACUUUUAUCCAUCAUCAGAUCCAUUCAUGCAUUAGUAAACACUUGUGCUCAUGGCAAGACUCCUCAUUCUCACAGGAUUCUGUUUGGCUUGAAAUACUGACUUUAUGAGACAAUAUGAAGACUGCAAAUCCACAAUAAAUCCUCCAAUCAUCUAGUUUUGAUAUGCAAUAGUAACACUGAGUUCCUCCAGCUCUGUUAGCCGUACCACAUGUUUAUACUGCAAGUGUGUGUGUGUGUGUGUGUGCGUGUGUGUGGCGUCAGACUUAUCUUUUUCCCUUUUCAAAGGAAUGAUGGGAUUUUUGGCCGUUUUUUAUAGUUUGACAAUAAUACUUGAAAAAACAGAAGUGGGAAACAUUUCAAACUGUGAAGAUGCACAUUUGUGAGAAGAACAAAACAUUCAAAGAGCGCUGAAUUUUUCAUGAAGAAUAAAACUGAAGUUCAA
Carassius gibelio (silver crucian carp) is the source of this 3578-nucleotide messenger RNA. RefSeq names its product family with sequence similarity 78 member Ab (gene fam78ab). The transcript is spliced from 2 exons. The record is from RefSeq and is a predicted model, not a curated record. Lineage: Eukaryota; Metazoa; Chordata; Actinopteri; Cypriniformes; Cyprinidae. The coding region runs from base 697 to 1515 and encodes 272 amino acids.